Molecule: messenger RNA, 1693 nt
Organism: Danio aesculapii
Lineage: Eukaryota; Metazoa; Chordata; Actinopteri; Cypriniformes; Danionidae
Exons: 12
Coding region: 156-1565 (469 amino acids)
Source: RefSeq, a predicted model, not a curated record
UUAUCUUAAUAUUAAUCUUAUAUCUUAUCUGUACUUGACACGUGUCUAAUGACACCAUAAACGAGUUAACAACUAUACGCUGUCAGUAUUUAGGUAACUUUAACUUAUCAACAAAGAGAGACCGUGUGUGGAUAACCGUCGUUUAUAACCGCAACAUGAACUGGGUCGGAGGAUCUCGAAGCAGGUAUAUCAAAAAGAAGGACGACACAGCAAGGCUGAGAGCGUUUUUUCAAAAGCAAAAGAUGAAAAGACAUUCAGCGUCAAAUUUGAGAAAGACGCAAGAACAGAACACUGGAAAUAUGGAUCUGCUGUCAUUAUUCAUCGCCAACCAGCUUGCGUCGAAGAAAGAGCCAACCAACAAACCAAUAAUAAAUCGUUGGAAUGGUCCGAAUGAAACUAAACAAGUUUGGAGAAAUCCUUCACAGAUUCCACAGAGCUCUUGUCCACCAUCUGGUCCUAAGUUGAGCUUAGUCACCAAUCAAAAACCGAAGAGUGUUAAUAGGCCUGGCUUUAAACUCAGAAAGCAUCGUUCGUCUAAAUAUUUCCAGUCAAAGCUGUCCCCUUUGGUCGAAUCGAACAUGUCCGAUGGCAGUGGCUCAGAUAAUCAACAUCAACCAUCCUCAUCUUCUGCUGGCUCGAAAGCUCCAAUCAAUCCACAUGUGCCAUUUACCCUACAAUCCACUGCAAAUUCUGGAAAUAGGAAAUCUCCUCAGCCAACAAAGCCGAACAAUCCAUGGCUCCACAUGGAUCCACCACAAAACGUUUUACAAAACAGUCCAGCGAUUGGAUUUCAGCUCGAGAGCCCAUUACCAAAUCCAGAGAUGGGAGAGACUUCAGACUUCUUUCCACUGCGCUUUUUGAAGAGUAGCGAGGACACUGAUGAUGAAGUGUUUUCCUCAUUCGCUUCUUAUGACAGAUCUCAAAAGAAGGACAACAGCGGAUUCUUCUCAAUGCAGAAAGAAGAACAUCUGUUCAUCCGCCAGUCCUCCCGCUCAUUCCUAAUCCAUUCUGAAGAAACUCUCAAAGCAGGCAACACGUACUCACCAGUGAAAAACAAAACACCAACACCUUCACCAGCGCCAUCCUGCAGACAGAUGGCGAAAUCCACCCGUCAUUGUCAAACUCAGAUUCAAGCACAAAGGCAUGAUGAAAACUCUGUAACGACCCUGGACGCAGGAACCCAAACAGCAGCUUCGUUUUACCGGGACGUUUCAGUCCAGUGUUCACUUCUUCCUCUCAAAUCCACAAGGCGGCAGUCUUUCCCUCAGCUGCUCAGUCCUGUCAUGCUUUAUUCUCCAAAGGGAAAGCACAGAAGAGCAAGAAGUAGACCAUCAGGGCAUCCGAAAUCACAACCAGACCGUAUAAUCCGCAAUCUUCGCAGUCAGAAGAGCACGAAAAGAGAUCUGACGUCCGUUGUGGACGAUUCAUCCCCCAAACCUUCAGAACAGAUAAAGGGGCAGCAAUGGGAAUGCAGAAUCAAACUGCCCAGGUGUGAUGACCCGCGAUAUGAAAAUGUGUGGCAACACCCUGUCACGGACGUCAGGCGCGUAACAGAAUCUGAAUGAGACGAAGACCCCACAGCGGAAAAAGGUGCGAAAGGAGCAUCUGUGGAGAAUCUGCUGGCAUGUUAAAGCAGAGAAAGAGUUAGAUCAUUGUACGCUAUAUAUCUUUAUUGUUGUUCCCAAGUACAUCU